AUGGAAGUCGUGUUGGGCGCCUUGAUGGCUGUGGCCACGGCCUCUCCCCCCUUCCUCGCUCCCGGCUACCACGGCUACGGCUACGCAGGCCCCGUCGUGAAGCACGCCAUCCACGCCGUCCCUGUCGUCAAGUCCGUCCAUGCCGUCUAUGCUCCCAGGCACCAACACCACUCUCAGGACGCAUGGGGCAACUACAACUACGGCUACGCAGACAUCAACUCUGCCAAGGAGGAGUCCAAGAUCGGCAACACGGUCGUCGGCUCUUACAGCCACAUCAACGCUGACGGCACCGUCACCAAGAACGACUACGUCGCCGACGAGUUCGGGUUCAGAUCCAGCCUGGCUCCCACGGCCGCCAAGGACUUCGCCCCUAAGGUCACCGUCGCCUACGGCCAUGGUGCCCCCUACACCCACGCUGCCCCCCUCGCCUACAAGGCAGGUUUUGCCUAUGGCGACCCCUGGGCCGUGCCGGCUUACAAGUCCUUCAAGUAUGGAUUCCACUAUUAAAUGAGUAUCUGUCGUUUUCUUCCCAUGCUUCCUCGUCUCGUGUCUCUCUGUCCGCUUCUGUUAGAAAAAAAAGUUGGGAUUCCACCAGGCAUGAAGUCACAUUGACUAGACUGUACAGAAGAAACCCCAAAAAUAUUCACAUUGGGAUAAAUAUGCCAAUCGGUUGUUACCUUUCCACGUCUCCACGUGAUUUAUCCUUUGUUCCGGUCUCGUGUUCCCGUGUCCAGACUCGCUCAAUAAAAGUAUUGCCGACUGUGUUUUUAGUACA
Darwinula stevensoni is the source of this 775-nucleotide messenger RNA. The record is from the annotation of a GenBank genome assembly. Lineage: Eukaryota; Metazoa; Arthropoda; Ostracoda; Podocopida; Darwinulidae.